Molecule: messenger RNA, 4275 nt
Organism: Danaus chrysippus (African queen)
Lineage: Eukaryota; Metazoa; Arthropoda; Insecta; Lepidoptera; Nymphalidae
Source: the annotation of a GenBank genome assembly
AUGUGGUAUUAUGUUGUGUGUCUGUUGCUGGCCAUGAGAUGUGUGGAAGGUUCUUUGGGUGAUCAAAUGGCUGAGAUCAUGCAGCUAUGUUGUCACCAGGGCACGUCUUAUGCUCGUAAUCAUUCAGUUGAAGACUGUUCAUCAUCAGUCCCGCCAAAUGUUCCCGCUAAGUUAGGAUCCCUUUGCAUAUUCGCUAUGGACCAGUGCUGCAAAGAGUAUUUCACUAAGCAACAAGACUGUGAGAGCGGGAUUGCAUCUGCUAUGGCCUUGACGAAAUGUUCGUCUUUGACAAAGGAAUCAGCAAAAAUAUGUUGUCGAGAAUGUUCUACGGGAAUCUCACUAGCAAAAAGUUCUCAAAGUUCUGAUGCUUGUUCUGUAAAGAAUAUUGGAAACAGUGCUGAAGAAAUGCUUGCUGCUGACGCUCUGUCUGCUUGUUGUAAAAAUAUUUCAGCCACAGAAAGUCAAAGAGAAGAUACGAGUACAAAGAAGACUUCAGAUAAUGAGGUGAUAGCUUCCGUAUGUGAGGAAUACGCGCCAAACGAGUUAUGUGCACACCAUUGUAUUCCCAUACCCGGUUCUUAUAAAUGCAAGUGCAACCCGGGAUUCAUGUUGAUGGCUGACGGAAGGAACUGUAUUGAGAUCACGAGGAACAGAUGUAAACCAAAAAACCCAUGUCAUCACCGAUGUAUAGAUAAUGGAAUAGAAGUGAAGUGUUCCUGUAGACGAGGCUAUCAACUGAUGGCUGAUCAAAAGACUUGUGAAGAUAUCGAUGAGUGUAACCUGGACCCGCCCGUUUGUCUUCCAAGCACGCAAUGUUUUAACAUAUUAGGUUCAUACAAGUGCAUUCCCAAGAAACUCAAUCAAGAUAAGGCAAAAUGUCCGCCAGGGUUCGCGAGGAAUCUUUUAAAUAAUGCUUGCGAUGACAUAAAUGAAUGUAAGCUUCCUAAUCCACCGUGUCCGAGUUAUAUUUGCGAGAAUACUAUAGGAGGUUAUAAGUGUGGGGGAAUGAGAGGGGAUCCUGAAAACUUAGAUAAUAAGAGACCGGUCGAAGAUAGGUGUCCGCCAGGGUUUAGAAGCGGAGCAAACGAAGAAUGCGAGGAUAUCGAUGAAUGUGAUUCCGGGAAAGAUGAUUGCAACAAAAUAUCCCAGUUCUGUAUAAACACACGCGGCUCAUUCUACUGUCAGGAUAAAGCCUCGAAGCAUUGUCCUCCUGGCUUUAAAACAAACCCAUUGACGAAUAAAUGUGAAGAUAUCAACGAGUGUGAUGACGGGGAAGACAUAUGUAGACCUGAUCAAGUCUGUGUUAAUGUGCCUGGCGAAUAUGAUUGUAGGGCAAAAGAUACAAGAGUAACAGAAAAAUGCCCAGAAGGAAUGAGAAUCAAUCCACUGAGUAAUAUAUGCGAAGAUAUAAAUGAAUGUGUUGAAGGCACACACUUGUGUGAUCAAUAUCAAAAUUGUUUGAAUACAAAUGGCAGUCACGAGUGUCAUUGCAAACUUGGCUUUGAGUUGGAUCCCACUACAGGCGCUUGUAUAGAUAUAAAUGAGUGUGCGACAGAUCAGAACAAUUGCAUUCCUGAAUCACAACGAUGUGACAACACCGUCGGCUCUUUCCUUUGCAUAAGGUUUAUAUCGUGUGGAACUGGUUAUAUUCUGCACCACUCUUCAAGUACUUGCGAAGAUAUCGACGAGUGUGCACUAGGCUCUCACAACUGCGAUCGCGCGGGUCCAGAGUAUCACUGCGUCAAUAUUCCUGGUUCCUUCAGAUGCCAGCGACGACCAAGAACAACCACACCCGCACCGGAAUAUGAAGAUUAUUAUUAUUCUGAAGAAGACAUCGAAGAUGAUGAAAAAGAUUCCAACAAAACUGAAGUUCUUCCAACUUCAUCCACGACGUCUCAGUCUACAUUAGUCACGAGUACUGAGUCUACUUCAAAAUCAACGCCUAGACCAGCUCCAGCACAAACAAAACCGACCACAGCAACUCCGGUAGUAACACCUAAGUUACCAACGAUAGAAUCGGAAGUACCAGAAGAUAAUCUUGAUAAUGAUAUCAAUCCUGGAGGUUAUAAACCAGCUUUUAAAGAAACAGAUACAACACCGAAAAAAGUGGAAGAAGAAUAUGAGCACUCACAACCAAAUAAUCCUGAUAAAGUGCUUGAUUCGAAUAGACCAUAUGAAACAACUGAGCCCCAAAAUAAAUUUACCCCUUCAGUAGAAAGGGAGCCUAGCCCCGAAUAUCCUAAAGUUACAGAGACGACGUAUAGCUCUAUUCCUAUUAAACCAACUUCGCCUGGGCUGGUAAAUGUUAACAUUAAUAAAGAAGAAGAAAUUGUAACAUCAAGAACAGAAAAGGAUAUUAAUGAUAUUUAUUCAAUCACAGAAAGCACCAAUAAAAAUAAAUGGCCUGAAGCAAAACCAAUGAUUUGUCAGGUUGGCUUUGAAAUGGAUCAAUACGGAGCAUGUUACGACAUCGAUGAGUGUGAGUCUGAUCAACAUACCUGUUCCGGACUAACGGAGGCAUGUAAAAACACCAUGGGUGGUUAUUUGUGUGAAUGCGCCCUUGGUUUCCGACGAGAUUUGGUUUCGGAGUCAUGUAUUCCAAUAACCACCUCUUCUUCUUCUACGUCUACUUCAUCUACGACAUCUACAACGUCUACAACUUCUACUACUUCUACCUCUACCACCUCUACUACUUCUACAACAGAAACACCGUCAACUACUGUCACUGUCUCCUCGACUUCUACAAUAAGUACUACAACACCAGCACCAACUACUUCUCCAACAACAAAACGAUACUUCUUUGGUUAUCCGGAGUACCGACCUUUAUCAAGACGACCAUUUAGGCCGAGAAGUUUUUGUGAUGUUGGCUAUCAUUUUAAUUUUCAAACUAAGACAUGCGAAGAUAUUGACGAGUGCACUAAUGGACAAAUGACAUGCGGGUCGGCUGAAAUAUGUGUGAACACGGAAGGAGGCUAUCGUUGCGAAUGUCUACCGAAUUGGAGACUGGAUACCUACAGACAUAAAUGUGUCCCUGUUUGGAACAAGGGACAGUUCCCGCCAGGGUAUGGAAAUAUACCAGUUCAUAAUAAUAAAAAACCUUCAAGUUCGGAAGAGGAAAGGAAGCCCGAUAUAAUACAGGUCGAGGACAAGGGAACAGUGUCGAUCUGUCCCUCUGGAACAAGAUUAAAUGAAUUUAAUAUUUGUGAAGACGUAGAUGAAUGUGUGACGGGGGAAGCUCAGUGUGGUCCGUUACAAAUCUGCAGGAAUUUGUAUCGUGGCUACUCCUGUUCGUGUCCACCAGGAUACAGGCUUGUUGGGGACCAUCAGUGCGAGGACGUUGAUGAAUGUGCUGUUUCUGGGGAUGUGCCCAUCUGUUCACAAAACGCUGAUUGUAUAAAUACAAUGGGAUCGUACAUGUGUCGUUGUCACACUGGAUUUAGGUCAGCACCUGUCAAUGAAAAGGUGUGCGUAGAUGUAGACGAAUGUUCGGAGUCUCGAGCCGGGUACCUCUGUCAGCAGCAUUGCUCAAACGUCUGGGGAAGUUACAGAUGUUCGUGUUACAGAGGUUACAGGUUAAAUCCGGAUAACCGGACUUGUUCGGAUAUAGAUGAAUGCAGCGAGUUCAAGGAUCGCCUUUGUUUGGGAACAUGUUUGAAUGAACCAGGCAGCUAUAGAUGCACUUGCCCGUCAGGAUAUCGGCUCUCCGAAGACAAAAAGAGUUGCAUUGAUAUCGAUGAGUGCGAGACAGGAGUGGCCACAUGUGGACGGUUCCGUUCUGAGGGAGUUAGCGAUGUGUGCCUGAAUACUCGCGGAAGCUAUCGUUGUCAUCGUAUAGUCUGCCCGAAUGGAUACCAGCUACAGAAUGAACAUCGCUGCAGCAAGAUACAGUCAUACUGUCCUCCAUCAGACUGGGAGUGUACUCAUCAACCUACAACAUAUUCGUACAACUUCAUGACAUUCGUUUCAAACUUAUACAUACCUGAAUCCAAAGUGGACCUGUUCACAAUGCGUGGUCCAUCAUGGGCGUAUGCCAAGAUGAAGUUUCUUUUAGGGGUUGUGAAGGUUGACGCUCCACCCUCCGUCAAGGUCAAAGCAGAUAUUAACUGUUUUCUAUUAAAACAAACUGGUAAUCAAGCGGUUAUAUCGCUAGUAAAGCCUUUAGAAGGACCACAGAGCGUCGAACUGGAACUGUCUAUGGAAUUGUUCAGUCAUGAUCAAUUUGGAGGGAUUGCGGUUGCCAAGCUAUUUAUAUACGUAUCGGAAUAUGAGUUUUAA